Microthlaspi erraticum is the source of this 1998-nucleotide messenger RNA. The record is from the annotation of a GenBank genome assembly. NCBI's taxonomy places the organism in Eukaryota, Viridiplantae, Streptophyta, Magnoliopsida, Brassicales, Brassicaceae.
AUGGCUGAAACAGAGGUUGUGUUGUUGUGUUACUGGAACUGUAGAAUCAAGCACGGCCCUGAUGGCGUCUACUUUGAAGGGUCGACUCCUAAAGAGAUGAGAGUCAAGAAAAAGACUGACUUUAGCAGUUUUCUCGACGAACUUUAUCUAAUCACUGGAUUCGAUAAGCAAAAAUCGAAUCUUGAGAUAGUUUAUAGGUGCCCUGUAGCUCAAUCACCAAACCGGUUUAGGUAUGAACUUUGUCCGGUUACGUGCGACGGUCAUUUGGAGACUAUGCUUGAGCUUCCAAGCAAACACCCUUCUGUAAACUCUGUGGAAUUGUUGUUGGAACUGAAACCAAUUGGUGAUCCAGUGGAAAAUCCCCGCAAAAGACAGAAGAAGACCCAACAAGAAGAAGUGAAGGAUGAAGAUCAAGCUGGUGCUGUGUCUGGUUUGUGGCUUGAGGAUGAUGCAAUGCGUGUGGGGUUGUGUUUUAAAGAUAUGGAAGAGAUGAAGAAGGCAGUUGCCUGGUGGUCGAUUAAGAAGCAGAAAACGUAUAUGGUAAGACGAGAGAUAGAGAAGAAGGACGUGUAUGUGUUUGAGUGUGCAAGUUUGGGAUGUAAAUGGUCAAUCUCUGCAGCAAGAAUGGAAGAGAAAGAUGGUGUUUUUGAGAUAACCAAGUGUAGUAGUGGUCCACAUACUUGUGACCAUGAAUACGGACGUAGGUAUUGGCCUGAGUUUAGAGGCGAUUUUGAUGUCAAGGGUUUAGAGUAUGAGAUUGAACGUCUGGUCAAGGUGCAUCCACUGCUCUCAACUGCAGAGUUGGCUAAGUGGUGGAAAGAAAAAUAUGGCUAUGAGCUUAUUGAUACGGACCAGGUGGACGAUGUGGAAGAAGUUUUGCAGAGAGCGAAGGAGAAAGCUCUCAAAAGAGUCUAUGGAGGUUGGGAUGAGAGUUUCAGUCUCAUGCCAAAGUUGAUGUCUGCGCUUCAGUCUUCUAAUGGGGUAGUUGUGGACUGGCAAUAUGAUGACUCUUUGCCUGAUCAUCCUCCUGGACACGCGUCGUUUCGAGGCGUGUUUUGGGCGUUUCCACAGUCUAUCAAAGGGUUUGAGCAUUGUAGACCUGUGAUCGUUGUGGACAGUAAAGACUUGGGAGGUAAGUACAAGAUGAAACUGAUGGUUGCCUGUGGGGUUAAUGCAGUCAAUGAGUACUUGCCGCUUGCGUUUGCGGUUACUAAAGAAGUGACUGUUGAUAGUUGGCGUUGGUUUCUUGGUAAAAUCAGAGAGAAGGUUACUCAAAGGAAAGGACUUUACUUGAGAACCAGUCCCCAUCCGGACAUAGUCGCUGUUGUUAACGAGCCGGAGUCUCAGUGGCAAGAGCCUUGGGCUUAUCACAGGUUCUGUCUUGAUCAUUUGUCCUCCCAGUUCCAUGGCGUUUUUAAAGACGACAAACUGAGAAACCUUGUGGACAAGGCUGGAUCCACGAUUAAGAAGGAAGAGUUUGAUUCUUACAUGAAGGAGAUGAAAGAGAAGAAUCUAGAAGCUUGGGAAUGGCUGGAUAAGUAUCCUCCGCAGCAGUGGGCUCUGUCUCAUGACGUUGGUCGUCGGAGAUACGGAAGCCUGACGAUCAACACUAUAGCUCUCUUUGCGGUUUGUGAGAGGUUUCCGAAAGUUGGAAUGGCAGGUGGCGUGAUGCUUCAGUUUGGGCCUAUUAUGAAUGACUUGAGCUGCGAGAUUGUUCAGUUGAAUGACUUAACAUGCACUUGUGGGGAGUUUCAAAGGAGCAACACUCCAUGUGUGCACGCUCUAGCUGUCUGCGAUAAGCUAAAAAUCAAUCCUUUGCAGUAUGUAGAUGACUGUUACUCUGUUGAACGGUAUCACAAAACGUACGCCGCCAAAUUCAAUGAUGUUCCUGAGGUAUCUGCUUGGCCUGAAGCUACUGGAGUUCCGAGGUUGCUUCUUCCGGUCAUUGAGCCUCCUCCAGCUAAAGCAUCAGGUAAAUAUAUUGUGUUAGCGUUGUAA